AAAGUGACCGAUCAAUAUAUUCGUUGGAACGAGCUCGUCCUCGAGAGAGAGAGAUGGUGCGUACAUGCUCCGACCAGCAACGCUCGCGCCUUCCCUCGUCCGCCGAUCGCCGCUUCCUUCCAGCUCCCGUCGUGCUCCGAUGGAGGCGAUCGCAAGCGAAGAAGACGAAGCAGCAGCAGCAGCAUCCUCCUCCUCUAACCCACCGCCUCCUCCUCCUUCUUCCUCUCCUGCACAGCUGAGCCGGUGGAUCGAGGCCCAGGACCUGCUCCGCCGGAGGCUGAUCGAGCGCGACGACUUCCCCUGGGAGCUGCCGGGAGGAGGCGGGGCGGCGGCGGGAUCGGGGGAGGCGCUGAAGUACGUCGGCGGCGUCGACCUGAGCUUCGCCGGGGACGACGGAUCGCUGGCCUGCGCCACGCUCGUCGUCCUGGACCUCUCGACGCUGCGGGUCGUGUACGAGGACUUCGAUGUCGUCCGGCUCGAGGUCCCUUACGUCCCUGGCUUCCUCGCUUUCAGAGAGGCCCCUGUUCUUCUGGGACUUCUGGAGAAGGUCAAAAGCAGUGCGACGGAUAUCUGUCCACAGUUGAUAAUGGUGGAUGGAAAUGGGCUACUUCAUCCUCGAGGUUUUGGACUAGCCUGCCAUCUUGGUGUUCUAGCUGAUCUCCCUACUAUCGGUAUUGGAAAAAAUUUGCAUCAUGUGGAUGGUCUGACUCUAUCUGGAGUGAAGCAGCUUCUAGCAGCCAAGGAUAACUUAUCUAAAGAUCUUCUCACUUUGACUGGAUCCUCUGGGCGCAUAUGGGGUGUGGCGAUGCGAUCAACAUGGAAUACGUCAAAGCCUAUAUUUGUGUCGAUUGGACACCGUAUAUCCCUUCAAACUGCUGCCAAAGUUGUUGGGAUGACUUGCAAAUAUCGGGUCCCAGAGCCAGUGCGACAGGUAGGUGAUAAAUUUCAUCGAAGUCAUUUUUGUAACAUGUCGAAUUGCAGGCUGAUAUCAGGUCAAGAGACUUCCUUCGCAAGAAUGGUUAUAUCUGUUAGGGAGCUAAUCAGGUUCGAAGAUGUUGCAACGGUUUUAUGGAUGGCUGGUUUGAUAUGAGACUGCUAUAGCAUACCGUGAUCCAUGGGAAUUUGCACCUGUCUUUGGAUAGACUUUGGAGGAACAGAUUGGGUGGCUUGGGAUUUUUUCAGUUGGAGGACCUUCUAUGGGGAAACUUCGUUUGGCCCCUUAUUCUAGGAGCCGACUAGUACUUCCCCUUCCGACCGCUUCGCUCCCCCACUGGAACCAGCUUAUGUCCCUUCAGCGGAGUCUGUCUCUGCUCCCCAACCGCAGCUGUUAUUAUCAUUUCAUCAUCAGAGUUGAUCGAGAUGAAGGAGUGAUGUUUCUUUGGGAUGGCUUAGUGAACCUUUUUGUAGGUCUCUUCCUACAAUCUAAGGAACCCUUUUUACUUGGAUCAUGUAUAGUAUCGUUUCCUUUUCUCUCUUCCGCGUCCUUGAUGUAGGACUUCUGGUUAUUCCAUGAUAUUUCUGAUUUUGGUUGCUUUA
Messenger RNA from Syzygium oleosum, 1536 nucleotides. RefSeq lists its product as uncharacterized. The record is from RefSeq and is a predicted model, not a curated record. Gene Ontology annotation, cellular component: nucleolus; cytoplasm. Gene Ontology annotation, biological process: DNA repair. NCBI's taxonomy places the organism in Eukaryota, Viridiplantae, Streptophyta, Magnoliopsida, Myrtales, Myrtaceae. The coding region runs from base 65 to 1090 and encodes 341 amino acids. The transcript is spliced from 9 exons. Gene Ontology annotation, molecular function: single-stranded RNA binding; RNA endonuclease activity producing 5'-phosphomonoesters, hydrolytic mechanism.